This is a messenger RNA of Podospora pseudopauciseta, 1896 nucleotides long. RefSeq lists its product as uncharacterized. The coding region runs from base 1 to 213 and encodes 70 amino acids. Gene Ontology annotation, molecular function: transmembrane protein transporter activity. Lineage: Eukaryota; Fungi; Ascomycota; Sordariomycetes; Sordariales; Podosporaceae. Gene Ontology annotation, biological process: protein targeting; post-translational protein targeting to membrane, translocation. Gene Ontology annotation, cellular component: membrane; Ssh1 translocon complex. The record is from RefSeq and is a predicted model, not a curated record. The transcript is spliced from 3 exons.
AUGUCCGACCAAGUGCAAGAAAUCCUCGACGUCCCUCGCGAGUUCCUCAAGGACGGCAUCCAGUUCAUCCACAAGGCCCAGAAGCCCGACCAGAAGGAGUUCCUCAAGAUCUCGCAAGCCGUUGGCGUCGGUUUCCUCAUCAUGGGCGCCGUCGGCUACUUCGUCAAGCUCAUCCACGUUCCCCUUAACAACAUCCUCGUUGGUGGCGCGUAAAUCUGCUUUUUCGAACGGGAGAUGAUUGGCCGGGAGAAGGGAAGGACACGAACGACAGAGACGAGAUACCAAUAAACCGAAUCAACGGGGACCGGGAUCGAGUCCAGUGCAACGAUACGUAAUCAAGACGCGAUGCAUUCACGGCGGGAGCAGUCAUGAUACCACACAUGAUUGGGAACAUGCGAGAUAGGGACAAGGCGGGCGCAAAGAUAUCCAUACAUAUUUCAUCAGGUGUUUCGGCGGGCGAUGGCGGCGGAACAAAACACUCAAUAAAACCUUUCUGGUCAUUAAUAAUUUUGCUCUAGCUAAGGAUGCAACGUAGGGGCGCAAUUGUACAAAAGUUUCUCAAUGCAAGAUCGAAACAGGGAUCUAUCAUGGUUUCGCGAACCCCAUGACAGCAUACCGGAAGCUGCCAUUGGCAUACCCUCUCCUCAUGGCACGGAAUGCUUGCAGAAAGGCAAUGCCAUCUCUGCCUUGGCUGAAAGCAAACGCCCACAAGGACGGGUUCUGGAUCAACGACCAAGAAAUAUCCCUACACCAUUGUGUUAGCAACCAACCUCCUCGAGACUAUUCUGUGCAGGAAACUUACCAUGUCUUCUUCACCUCCUGACUGAUAUCCUUCGGUCCCCCCACAACCUCCAGCCCGACCUCCUUCGCAAACUGCACAUAUCCAUUCAACGUGCACAUUGGCGGCAGCAGCAUCCCAUCCUCAAUCGGCUUAAUAUCCGCAUCAAACUGCUCCUGCGUCAAGCCCUCAUCCUUGAACCAAUCCGCCAGCACCAGUUUCCCGCCUGGUUUCAGCACAUCAAACGCAUUCCUGAAAAAGAGAUCCUUCUUGGGGAAGUGAGAGAGCGCUUCUGAGAUCCAGACAAUGUCGAACUUGUCGUCCGGGCCGGUGAAGUAGCUCCCGAGGGUUUCGGCGUCGAGCUCGAUGAAGCGGACUUUGCCGGGGCCGAAGGGGAUGUACUCCCCGUCUGGGUACUGCUUGUUGCUGCUGUCGGAGAGCUUUUUGGCGCUUUGGACCUGCUUGCUGGAGAUGGUGAUGCCCGUCACGUGGGCGGCUAGCUCGCGGGCGAGGAAGCGGGAGGUACCGCCUAUUCCGCAGCCUACGUCGAGGAUCUUGAGGGGUGGUGAGGUUGGGGCGGGGGAGGUGUGGAUUUGGGAGGUUUCUAGGAGGAGGCGGAUGAGGUUGAUUUGGGCUUCUUCUUUUGGGAGGUCGGGGGAGGAGGGGGGCCAGUAUCCGUGGUGGAUGUGUUCGCCCCUGGGGGGGUUUGUUAGUGAGUGUCGUGACAAUGUAAGGAAAGUAUUUAUGAGCUGGAGAUGUACCAGAGGUUCAAGUAGUAGUCGCUUGCUAGGUCGUAGUGAAGCCUGAUGCGGUCUUUGAGCUCCUGCAUGGUUGUGUGGGCAAGUCCGAGAGGGGUGUCAUAUUGCUUGCUGAGAGAGGUCGUCUCCUGCUCACUUGAUUUUCCCUCACCAGUGAUGUUGGUUGGCAUCUGGGUUUCGGGAGCGGCACUCAUGUUGAUGGCUUGGCGCAGUGAAGCUGUACAAGUCAAUUGGUGAACCAAAUGAUCGGGAGACGGAUUCAAGACGUCAACUGUUGCAGAAAGGCGGGAAAGUAAACAAUCGAGGCCGGAGAGGUUCACGGAUUAAAGUUCAAUCAAAAGCCAUGUCGCAUGGCUUCCC